This is a messenger RNA of Rubroshorea leprosula, 591 nucleotides long. NCBI's taxonomy places the organism in Eukaryota, Viridiplantae, Streptophyta, Magnoliopsida, Malvales, Dipterocarpaceae. The record is from the annotation of a GenBank genome assembly.
GCUUAUAUCCAUCGUGUAUAUUCUUUGUUCCAAGUUGAAUUUUGGGUACUUUGGCCAAAGACGAUGCGUUUUAUGAAAGCAAUACCACGGGUAGAAGACAUUCGGAAUAAUAUCAAAAGACUAAAGGAAGCACGCCACCCAGAAAAUGCGGAUGUAGUAGAGAAAGUGCUGAUGGACGUAAAGGAAGCCUUGAUGGUGGCGUACCAGUGCGCAAUGAGGCGGUGCCGCCGUAAGGCGAGGCAGGAAUUGCCAAAAUGGGUGGAAAAGAAAAUAGACAAUAAGCUUCUCAAGAUACGCCAAGAUAUUGCAGCUCUUUAUGAACCUCCCUUCAAAUUGGAGGAAUAUCAGAAUCCGAGUCACCAUCACGUGAUCGAAAAAAAUCUUGAUACUCCUAGUAAUUUAAAUUUAGAGGAAAAUUAAGAUCACGUGAGUGUUUAAGUUUGUGCCAAAGAGAUGCUUAUCUAUCACUUGUGUACCUCUCAUAAUCUCAUUGAAAAAAUUCUACUGUAUUUUGUGGAUACCACUGAAGUAGUAUCUCUGAUCAAUCAUAACAUGCCACAUCAUUUUAACUAUUAAAUGAGUUGGCAUGGC